AUGGCUUCGCGACCUACCGUCUCCAUCAUCGGCAAAGAUGGUGCUCCCACGGGGGCUACCCACGCCAUCCCCGCCGUCUUCACCAGCCCUAUCCGACCGGACAUCGUCCAGGAGGUUCACAAGGGCAUGGCCAAGAACAAGCGCCAGCCGUACUCCGUGAGCGAGAAGGCCGGUCACCAGACCUCUGCUGAGUCCUGGGGAACUGGUCGCGCUGUCGCCCGUAUCCCCCGUGUCUCUGGUGGUGGUACUCACCGUGCCGGUCAGGCUGCCUUCGGUAACAUGUGCCGUUCCGGCCGCAUGUUCGCCCCUACCAAGAUCUGGCGCAAGUGGCACGUCAAGGUCAACCAGGGCCAGAAGCGCUACGCUACCUGCUCCGCCCUGGCUGCCUCCGCUGCCGCCCCUCUCCUGAUGGCCCGCGGCCACCAGGUCUCCAACAUCCCCGAGGUUCCCCUGGUCGUCGACUCCGCUCUCUUCGAGGCCGGCGCCAUGGGCCGCACCGCUGCUUCCCUCGGCCUCCUCAAGGCCGUCGGUGCCGGUGACGACCUCGCCAAGGUCAAGGGCUCCAAGAAGCUCCGCGCCGGCAAGGGCAAGCUCCGUGGCCGCCGCCACCGCCAGCGCCGCGGCCCCCUGGUCGUCUACGCCCCCGAGGCCGACGGCAAGGAGCUCGUCAAGGGCUUCCGCAACAUCCCCGGUGUCGAGACCUGCCCCGUCACGGCCCUGAACCUGCUCCAGCUUGCCCCCGGUGGCCACCUGGGCCGCUUCAUCGUCUGGACCUCGGCCGCCUUCAAGGCCCUCGACGACAUCUACGGCUCCACCACCGAGGCCUCGGCCCACAAGCGCGACUUCCUGCUGCCGUCCAACGUCGUCUCGCAGGCCGACCUGACCCGCCUGAUCAACAGCUCCGAAAUCCAGAGCUCCCUCAACGCCCCCAAGGGCGAGGCCAUCACCCGCCGCGGCGCCGUCCAGAAGAAGAACCCGCUGCGCAACAAGCAGGUCAUGCUGCGCCUGAACCCCUACGCCUCCGUGUUCGCCAAGGAGUCGCAGAAGAAGCAGCAGUAA
Purpureocillium lilacinum is the source of this 1059-nucleotide messenger RNA. RefSeq names its product 60S ribosomal protein uL4. Gene Ontology annotation, biological process: translation. The record is from RefSeq and is a predicted model, not a curated record. Gene Ontology annotation, molecular function: RNA binding; structural constituent of ribosome. Gene Ontology annotation, cellular component: cytosolic large ribosomal subunit; ribosome. NCBI's taxonomy places the organism in Eukaryota, Fungi, Ascomycota, Sordariomycetes, Hypocreales, Ophiocordycipitaceae.